ACUCCUAAUCGCAAUCUGCAGCCACAUUGUGCGCUUCAUAACGUCUACGUCUACGAUUAGGACUGGGAGACGCUAGGCUUUUGUAAAAUUACUGCAAUCAAUCAUAUUCGAGCCCAGUCAUCGGUCGGUCUUGUUCGUGUAUAGUAGCAGCAAUACAAAGUUAUCAGUGAAUCCGGAAAUGUUGCGCCUGUGGAAACCGAUCGUCUUGUGCAGCCGAUUCCGGUCGCAGCUAAUCAGAGUGUCCCAAAAAUUCAGUUCCCAGCCUGAGUUCGAACGAAAUGUCUUGGAGUCACCGUACACAGUAGACAUCCCGAAAAUGUGUUUAACUGAUUACAUGUUCAAAGAUUACGAAAAGGUUGCCGACAGAACAGCCAUUUCAUGUGGGUCCAGCAAACGCAGUUACAAUUUCGGUAUGACGUAUGAAAUGAUUCAACGAAUGGCUCACGCGCUUCUCGCACAGAAAGGCUGCGCGAUGCGUCCGAAGGAAGUUGUUGGUAUCCUACUGCCCAACAUACCGGAAUUCGUGUCAGCACUGCACGGUAGUUUGCUGGCUGGUAUGGUUGUUACUUUUGCAAAUCCUCUUUACACCCCAGAGGAAAUUUGUCGACAAUUCGAAAAUGCUGAUGUCCGACUAAUUAUUACCCUCCCAGUGCUAAUGCCAGUAGCUCAAAUCUUCAAACGGAAAGCAAAAAAAUACAGAGGGACAGUUUGCAUUGGAGGUAAUCACAAUUUCGAUGACAAUAUUUUCGGAUUUCAACAGCUAUUGUUGGAAAACCAUCGCUCUGAGCUGCCCAAAGUAGAUCCAGAAGAAACAGCUAUAUUGCCCUAUUCUUCUGGCACCACUGGAAUGCCCAAAGGUGUUAUGCUGAGUCACAACAAUCUGGUGGCGAAUCUGGCUCAGGGGUCACAUCCUGAAAUGAACAAAUAUUCAAGACCAGAAUAUGCAAACCGCACCGAAACGAUUCUGACAAUUCCGCCAUUCUUUCAUAUCUAUGGUUUCAACGGUAUCUUGAAUUCAGUACUUAAAUCACGGAAUCAUCUGGUGUCGAUUCCCAGAUUCAUACCUGAGGAUUACAUCCAGUGUUUGAUUGAAUUUCGCCCAAAGUUCCUGUUUGUCGUUCCCUCGUUGAUGCUGUUUCUGGCCACUCAUCCAAAGGUAACAACCGAUCACCUAUCCAGUGUGGACGCAAUCCUAGUAGGGGCUGCGGCAGCCUCAAUCCAGCUUCAGGAAAAGUUUAAACAGAAAUGCGGUGGUCGAGAUGUGGAAAUUGCCCAAGGAUAUGGAAUGACCGAAAGCUCACCGGUGACACUCUGUACCCCGCACAAGUAUGACUUGUCCAAAGUGGGAACUUGCGGACAAUUGUAUCCAAAUACCCAGGCCAAAAUAGUUUCAUUGGUGGAUGGAAGUAACCUCGGAGCGCACCAGACAGGUGAGCUCCUACUCAGAGGUCCACAGAUCAUGAAGGGGUAUCUCAAUAACGAGCAAGCAACCAGGGAGACGUUGGAUUCGAACGGAUGGCUUCAUACCGGCGAUGUGGCUUAUUACGACCAGGACGGAUUCUUCUAUAUUGUUGACCGAACAAAGGAACUGAUCAAAGUCAAAGGCAACCAGGUUUCACCAACGGAGUUGGAAAACUUGAUCAUGGAACUGCCAGAGAUUUCGGAUGUGGCCGUUGCUGGUGUAGCGGAUGAAACGGCCGGUGAACUUCCAAGGGCUUAUGUAGUGCUCAAGCAGGAGCAUAGCUUGAGCGAAAAGACGAUCGUUGAACAUGUGAAGAACCGAGUCGUUAAAUACAAGCAACUUGCCGCUGGAGUAAGAUUUGUAAAGGAAAUUCCACGCAAUGCAGCCGGAAAAGUUAUUCGGCAGCAGCUGCAUCUCUUAGGACAACAACUGGAUGAAUGAUUAUGUAAAAUUUAGUUUAAGAUUUAGGUGUUUUAUGCUAGACUGAUUCUGAAUAGUGAUAGUGCGAAAUAAAGUUUUUUUCCUUGAUGAAAUAAAAAGGGCGAAAAAUAA
Messenger RNA from Malaya genurostris, 2014 nucleotides. RefSeq names its product probable 4-coumarate--CoA ligase 1. The transcript is spliced from 6 exons. Gene Ontology annotation, molecular function: nucleic acid binding; long-chain fatty acid-CoA ligase activity. Lineage: Eukaryota; Metazoa; Arthropoda; Insecta; Diptera; Culicidae. Gene Ontology annotation, biological process: long-chain fatty acid metabolic process; fatty-acyl-CoA biosynthetic process. The record is from RefSeq and is a predicted model, not a curated record. Bases 179 to 1903 code for a protein of 574 amino acids.